AUGCCACGCAGCAUUCCAGUCAAAGUCGCCUGUCGUGUAUGUCAUGACCGACGAGUCAAAUGUGAUCGCAGUGAAGAUGUCCCGUGUUCCAACUGCCGGAAUGCCGGACGCCAAUGCGAGCUGAUUAUAUCUCGCCGUGGACGGAAACGAAAGCUUCCUCUUCUACCUAAUGAAGCAGGCCCAAGCAGGAGUCUUCCACAGACCUCUCGCAAUGUGCCGUAUGAAGGAGUGACGAGUCCAAACCCACCUCUGGCCACCCAUGCUCAGGACAAUGGAGAUAAGCCACAGCAAGAGCCAUGUUUCCCAGCUCUCGGACCAAGCGGCAAAACACCGUAUGUUGGAGAUUCUUCUAAUCUUAACUACCUGAUUCAACAAUUUGGAAAUCCUUUCGGGGGAACGACGGAUGUUCGUCCACUUCAAGACCAUCUCCAUGGGGCAAUGCUGGCCCGGUUGGGCGGACCGACGACGCAGGAGCUUGAAGGGCUCCGCAUAUCUACCAACGAAAGCCUUAACAGCCAAGGCGCAUUUGAUCUCCCGUCAAAAGAGACCAGUCAGGCCCUUCUCGACACUUACUUCAAUUUUUCACUUGCUGCACUGCCUAUUCUUGACCGGUCGAGAUUUCUUGUCUCUCUCCAGGAUGGCAAAUUCUCGCACUUGCUCUUGAAUGCUAUUUACGUCGCUGCUACUGUAUAUUGUUCGGAUUCUGUUAUUGCUGAUGCUGGAUUUGCGUCGCGAUACGCUGCAAGUCUCACCUUUUACCGGAGGGCUAAAUCUCUCUAUGAUGCUGGAUAUGAAACAGAUGCCAUCGUGACCAUUCAAGCUACAUUUCUUAUGUGCUAUUGGUGGAAUGGCCUUCUAGAACAUAAAGACCCUUGGUACUGGCUUGGUAUCUCUGUGGGAAUGGCACAGGCUUUAGGGUUGCAUCAAGCAAAGUCUUACAUCCGACUCGAAGAGCAAGAUCGAAAAUCAUGGCGGAGAUUGUGGUGGAUGAUAUAUGCCAUGGACAUACAUCUGUCUAUGCUUCUCGAUCGUCCCCCACACGUACAAGGAAGACUUUGCAAUGUCCCCCCUCUGUCGGAAGCAGAUUUCGAACAAGCCGAGUCUGAAGAGACAGAACUUUCCCGAGAAGGUCUCAACGAGGCAAAUGCCUUCGCGAUAAAUGCCAUGCAACUAGCUCGGACAGGUUCGACAUCCCACAUUAUCCUGUCCCGAAAUGCAACCUCCUUGCUAACGAAUAUCACAGUGGAUCCCUACUUCACUCUUAAAUUCGACGGAGAUACCGGUCACGCACAAGAUAUCUGCCUAGAGCAAAUUGCCUUGUGGUCUUCAUCCCUUCCCGCAGAAUUCAAAUCCCUAUCAACAAAUAGUAGCAAGUGGGCUAUAUUGACUCAUAUAUUACACCAGGAAUACCAACUAGUUCUACACCGAAACAACCCAAGAUUCUCCCUCAAUACCGGUCCAGACACCCCGACCUUCGAGACAUGCACGGAAAUCUCCCACAUGCUCGAGAUCCUCAUGGCAAAGGAUCUUCUAUACCCAGCCGCAGGAAGCAUAGUCGCCCCCGUGCUGUCCGUGCUCUCGGUCUACAUAGCCUACAUCCACAGAGGAGAUACCGGUGUCCGAAUGAUCUCACAACAUCGCGCGCAGUUCUGCAUGCUGAUACUUGAAAAAUUGCAAGAUCGGUUCCCCGUUGUUGCGGCUUUCUAUCCGAUUUUUGAGUCGUUGCUUAGGCGAGGCUCUGCUGCUGUGCAGAUCCAGGAUGGUGCGGGGGUACCAGAGCGUCUGGUAACAGGAUCCUCGAUGGGAAUUGGUCGUCAAGUUGAUGAAAGUGAUAUUGGUAGUACGAACACUACUGGGGGAUUGUUUGAUCAAGCUUCGCAAGAUGGGAUGGGAAUGGUGUUUCCUUUCUCGUUUCCUUUUGGGAAUCUUUUUGAAGAUGUGUUUUUGAACUCGCAUUCUCAGACUACAGCUUAUUCUGAAGAUCAUUUGUCCUACCCUGAAUAA
Molecule: messenger RNA, 2004 nt
Organism: Penicillium verrucosum
Lineage: Eukaryota; Fungi; Ascomycota; Eurotiomycetes; Eurotiales; Aspergillaceae
Product: Zn(II)2Cys6 transcription factor
Exons: 6
Coding region: 1-2004 (667 amino acids)
Biological process (GO): regulation of DNA-templated transcription; DNA-templated transcription
Molecular function (GO): DNA-binding transcription factor activity, RNA polymerase II-specific; DNA binding; zinc ion binding
Source: RefSeq, a predicted model, not a curated record